AUGACAGCGCAGAAGCAUGCGGAUCUGCCUCGAGCUGCUUCGUACACGCACGUGGGCAAUGCGAAGUUCCAGGACUACCCGGAUCACGCCCCGAUGAAGGACAGUCUGGCGGAGACGGAAGCAGAGGCUUCGCAGGACGAUGACUAUACGGACACCACGCCGCCGGACACUUCUGGUGUUAACACCCCGGAUGAGAACUACGAGGAGGUGGAGUUGCGGGCGGCGCCUCGAUUGCGCGCGAUAGUCGCGGAGCUGCAGAAGAACUCGAACGUGUUGAUGCAGACGCUGCCGGAGGCUUUGGAGGAUGAUAGGAAGAGCAAGGGGUCUUCGGUGCGAGAUCACAGCUCGAGUGUCGAUUCUGCGAAGACGGACACGACGUUGUCUUCGACUGCACCUAGCACACCACGCGCACGCAGCUCGAUCGCCAGCAACUUCUCUCGCAAGCUGAAUCGGAGGUCGUGGAUCAGCUCGGCGCCUACAACGCCCUCACGUUCGCCAUCGCCGCAGAAAGAGUCGUCUGCGCAGUAUGCCGAGGAUAGCGAUACACCAGUGCAUGUCAUCACCGAGCCAGAGAAGGCACACACGAAGCGGAGGAAGUCGUUUAUCCGGAGGAAAGACUCGUUGAAAGCACCAAAGGGACAACCACCAACCGCAGCGAGCCGGGAGCAGUCAGAAGAUGAGCGCCCACCUUCGAGGAAGAGCACGGUGAAGAGGAAGCCACGUCCACUUAGCGGUCUGUUCAAGGGACCGGUGGUGGAUGAGAACAAGACGCCUACUGAGACAACUCGCGGCCGCCGGGCUGUCAGCGCUUCAGUGGCCGACAAUGAUAUCCCUGCUACGUACAAGCCGGCGCGACCGCCUGUGCCUUCGCUGCCAAAGUCCUUUUCUACGGACAAACUGCCUUACGAACGCUCAGGGCUGCCUCCUCAGCAUCGAGCAGCACCGAUGCCGAGACUCCUCUCCCCAUCCGAGAAGUCAUCAAGUCCAUUCAUGACACCGAAGAAAAAAGACGAGCUCUGGAGCACUUUCCGCAUGCUGGAUGGCGAUUUCACCAAGUUUGCUUCGAAAUCGCUUGCUUUCAAGGCGAAUGUUGUGCGCUCGAGUCUUUUGCCGUUCCUGCGAACCUACGCGACGCAUUCUUCGAACAAGACCCUUCGACCGGAAGAUCUGGAUCGGAGGGCGAAUAUUCUUAAUAAAUGGUGGACUGGUCUGAUUGAGAUGCUUCACGGACGGAACAACCAGUCAAUUUCUGGGACUGAUAGACCUGCGAUUCUGGACGGGAUAGCUGGAAUCAUGGAGAGGCCGGAGUGGAGGCUACCGCCGUCACCAUUCUGUCCGCUCGCCCAGCGCUUGAAGGCUCCUGCGACUAGCCGCAAUCAGUCCAGCACGUCUAUGCUUUCCAGCAACUCGGACUUCCUGGCGGAGUCGGUCCAUCAUAAUGUGCGGAACAUCUUUAUCCAGAACUUGAGUGCUCAGAUGGCGUUUGUGGUCGACAAGAUGUCGUUGCGGAAUGCCUCUGCGAGCUUGGUCACGUUCUGCGGGAAGGCUUGCGCGUACGCUUUCAUGUUCGUUCCUGGGAUGGCUGACGUUCUUUCACGGCUCUGGGACUUACAGCCGGAUGUUCUGCGGAGAGUGCUUGAUGGCAAUGGGGUUGGGAAGUUCGAAAACCUGACUGGGGUGACGCAGACCAUCGUGUCUUCGUUCCCACCAGCUGUGCAACAGCUCGGCUUCAGUUCGCUGAUGAAGUACAUGCGGAAGCUGCGAACGCCGCCACCUCUACCUCUCGGAACUGCGAAUAUCGAGUGGUGGGGACACUGGCUCGAACGCUGGAGCGGCCGGGAAAGCGACCUCUUCUACGUCUUUGUCAAGUACUUCCACAUCCUCGCGUCUGACUUUCUGCCACCAGAUGCCUCGAAGAAAGAGCGCAUGUGUGCGCCCGGCUUUCUCCUAGUCCACGCGCAAACACUCACCAACCUCGACGCUACGAUCCACCGAGACGCGAGCCAACAUUCACCUGACCCUACAGCUCCCGGCUCCUCACCCACAUUCGACGAUGUGCUUUCCGACCCCGACGCAGUCGCUUCCGCUCUACCACUACCACCGAAUAAUGCUACACGACUAAUGGCGGAGAACCGCCUCAUAAUGCUAAUACGAGAUUUCCUAUCCGAACGUGCCGCCGAACACCCGGUAGCGCGACGGGUGUUUGCCGAGUCCUUCAACGAUCUUUUACAGACGGCGGCGCGCGGGACGUCGAUUUUCGAUCACUUCGCUUGUUACACUUUGCUGGAUUUCCUGGAGGAGGCGCUUCCUUUGCUGAUCCGCUUUGAGAAGAUGGAGGGAUCAGAGGGGUCCCUGAUUGAUUCCGCAUUCUGGAUGCUGGUGUGGAGACGCAUGAUUGAGAGCCAUAAUACCAUGACGGAGGUGCGGCUGUAUGCUUUCUUGUACACGGUGUGGAAUACGGUGAUUUGCGAGCUGGGGUGGAAGGCGGAGGUGUGCAAUGAUCUGCUGCUGGAUCAGGAGAUCUUUGAGAGCAGGUUUAAUCAUUGGUGUCCGAUGGUGCGAGCUUAUUUCAUGCGGCUGCUGUGUUGGCGGGUGGGACGGUACGAUGGCGAGCCGGCGCCGGGUUCGGUGACGAUUCUGGAGACGUUCCUGGAGAGGCUGCAGACGAUUUGGUCGUACUAUCUCUACCUGCGAGAGCAAGCCGUGCAGCACGACAUCCUGGCGCCCUCGACGGCUCCGUGCAAUCCUGCGCCGAGCCGAAGGCUCCUGAUCAUCCGGACGGACCCGCAGGUUAACACGCCAGCGGCUUUCCUCUCCUUCGAUGGCCUCGUGGCGCCGAAGACUCCCACCGAUGCGAUGAACUCACGGCGCAUGUCGACCAUCUCCAACAUGCCCAUGGCCCUGCCCGACGCCCGCCCGGAUUCCUCCAUGUCCUCCUUCUCCGACAUGAGCGCCGAGCCCCGCGGCCGCAGCAGCAGCGGCGGCAUAGGCGGUUUCCUCAAGAACCUCGUCUCCUCCAAAUCCCGCUCGAAAUCUCGCGGACCGCCUCCCACUCCCGCCAAAACACCUUCCGGCGCCCCGCCAGUCCCCGACCGCAGAUCCAUAAUCGCUCCCGCUGGCUACGGCCUCACGCGUUCCGCGACCGACGACCUCACCGCCUCGUCGAACAAUGCCUCCAGCACCUCCCUCGCCGCCCCCGUCCCGCAAACUCACCGCACCUUCACCUUCAAGUUCUCCCUCGAGUACACGCCACACGCGAAACCGCACCAUCCGCUCCGCCUCCUGCCGCCGCGUCUACCGCUUCCAGCGCAGCAGCUGCUUCACACGUUCUCUUCGGUGACGACUUCGCCGUCGAGGCCGAGGCGGCCGAAGGGGGAUAGCGUGGCGCAUGCGCGGUAUUGUGGUCGGGCGCUGGCGGAGUGGGCGGUGGUGUUGGGGGAGUUUCAGGGGUUUUGUGAGAGGAGGGAGAAAGAGGGGGUGCCGAGGUGGGCGGUCGAGACGCCUGGGAUGGGGGUGGAGGUGUUUAGGCGGCCGGGGUGA
Saxophila tyrrhenica is the source of this 3540-nucleotide messenger RNA. RefSeq lists its product as uncharacterized. The coding region runs from base 1 to 3540 and encodes 1179 amino acids. The record is from RefSeq and is a predicted model, not a curated record. The transcript has a single exon. NCBI's taxonomy places the organism in Eukaryota, Fungi, Ascomycota, Dothideomycetes, Mycosphaerellales, Extremaceae.